AUGGACUGGAUAUCCACCACGACCGGCUGCUUCGCCGUCAGCAACGCCCUCGCCAAAACCGCCAGCGAUCUCCACCGCUUCGUGCGCGACGUCCGCGAGUCCCGUGCCGAUCUCGCCCCGUUGUCCGCCGAGCUGCAUGCCCUGGACGGUGUGCUCGACCUGCUCAAAGACGAUGCCGCCUCCGUGAGCUUUCCGGCCGACCUGGCCCUGCAGACGCCAGCUGUCGUCGCCGGCAGUGGCGCGGUCGUGGCAGACUUGGAUGCCAUUUUUUCCGACGGCGGCAGUGGCAGCGGCGAUAGCGACGACGAUCCCAUGCCGUCGUCGUCCGUCUCACCUCAGGAGAAACGAGCGCGCUGGCUGGCCCUGCGCCCGCACAUUGCGGAGUCCCGCACCAUCCUAGAAGUGUACCGCCUUGCCCUCGGGCUGGCUCUGGAUCUGGUGGCAUUAACACAAAAGACACACACCGCAGACUCGGACACAGCCGACACCUCCAAUGUUUCCAAUGUUCCCGACGCCACCGCCAAGGACAUGGCCCGACUACAGGCCGAGAUAAGCCACCUGCGCACGCGCGUGCGCAGCGAUCUGAACGACGUCGAUGCCACCUUCAUCCUACUCAACUACCUCAAUGUCUUGCGGCGGCAUACCACCUCGGCCGAAGAAGAGGCGAAACGAGCCCCUGAACCGGAACAGAAACUGGAGCUAGAACCAAAAACAGAACCCGAGCGCGAACGCGAGGACAACACCAUUCUCAACGAUGCUCCUGCUGCUGACCUUGACCUCCGCGACCACGACAGCGUCGACCUGCACCUCGAUCCGCCAUCCCUCCAAUCCCGCGACGAAGCCGUCGCCUCGCCCGUUGGCAAAGCCCCCGACAGUGCCGUGGGGAUACUCGACGACGAGGCGGCCGACAAGGGCCAAAGCAGCAGCAGUCUGCCCAUUCCCCGCACCCUUGGCGUCGAUGCGCCCAGGGUCGGCUCGUCUGUGUACAGCUCCCGGCAACCAUCUCCGUCCCGUCAGUCGAGACCGUCCUCGCCGUCCAUGCCGCCACCGCCAACGCCGCCACCACGCGACACUGCCCGCGGCCCGGCGUUGCUGCCGCCCAACGAGAUUGACAACCUGAUGGACGAGCUCCGCGACGAGCUGCCCAGUCGGCCGCCCACGCCGCCACCCAAAGCUGAGGCCAGAGGGAGCAGUGCCAUGAGCUUCCGGCCUGGUGAGGCUGACCAUCUUGGUGGCGCCAACGGCGGCAGGUACUUGGCCGCUGCGCCAACACAACUCAACCACAGCGUCAGCAACGGCAAUUUUGCGGCCAUAACCACGACCACUUCCUCCUCCACGACGGCCUACCCGCCCUCGACCUCCAACAACCGCUUUGGACGCUUCCUGCGGCACAUCCGCAGCACCUCGGCGACCACGACGGCCGAGAUAAACAAGCGGCCGUCAACGGCGACAGGCGCUGUCGACCUGUCGAGCCUGUCCAUCGCCCCCACGCCGCUCACCAAUAUUGUCAGCAGCAACAGCAACAGCAGCAGUGGGCAGAGCGGGAGCAGCAGUGGUGGUGGCAACGGCAACGGCAAUGGCAACGGCAACAGCAACGGCAUCGAGCGCCGAACCAGCCGCCGCUUCUCCGCCUCGUUCCGUGCGCCCUGGGCCGUGACGACUGUCAUUGAGGGAGGCGGUGCUGCCCCAGCGACGUCCCCUGCCAAGAAAGACAGAAAGCGCGGCGCCGAAUUGGACGACGAGCCCGAUGCCGUCUUUGGCGUCUCCCUCCGCAAGAGCAUCCACAUGGCCGGUGCAUCGGCGCGCACGCACCACUCGGGCGGCCACGGGGCGUCGCGGCGCGAGUUCCCCUUGUCCGUGUUCCGGUGCUACACGUUCAUCCGGUCGGACGGCGGCCUGGAGACGCCCGAUAUUUUCGGUGGGGGCGUGCCCGGCGUCGAUGUCGAUUCCUUUGACGUGGUAAGCUUUGACCGCGUGCGGGCGCUGCGGGAGCGCUUUUCGACGGGGCCGCUCUACGGCGUGGACCUCGACGAUGCCUCCAUGGCCGCCGAGUACAGCCGCCACGACGCGGCGGCCGUGAUCCUGCAAUACUUGGAGGCGCUGCCCCGGCCGCUCGUCUCGGACUCCGUUGCGCGCCGCUGGGUGACGCUGUCGCGUCAGGCCACCAUCACCGGUUCGUACUCUAAGCGGUUGGACCAGUGCAUUGACUUUUGGGAAGAGGCACUGGGCGGUGUACGGGGACCGGCACGCAGUCUCUUGAAGCUGCUCCUCAAUCUCUGGGGCGACAUUGCCGACGCGGCCGACCGCAACGACAUGACGGCAGAGCGGCUGGCAGGCCGUGUGCUGCGGCCGCUGAUGCAGUUGGACGGCGGGCAGUACCACACGGACUAUAUGCUGAGUCUGGCAUUCAUUAUCCGCAAACGGUCCGAGUAUGCGCUGCUGCUGCGGGGUGGUGGGCGGAAGAGUAAUGCGGCGUUCGAGACGUAG
Messenger RNA from Sporothrix schenckii 1099-18, 2487 nucleotides. RefSeq lists its product as uncharacterized. The record is from RefSeq and is a predicted model, not a curated record. NCBI's taxonomy places the organism in Eukaryota, Fungi, Ascomycota, Sordariomycetes, Ophiostomatales, Ophiostomataceae. The transcript has 3 exons. Gene Ontology annotation, biological process: signal transduction. The coding region runs from base 1 to 2487 and encodes 828 amino acids.